Phialemonium atrogriseum is the source of this 1539-nucleotide messenger RNA. Its product is annotated as putative transporter mfs2. The record is from RefSeq and is a predicted model, not a curated record. Bases 1 to 1539 code for a protein of 512 amino acids. Gene Ontology annotation, molecular function: transmembrane transporter activity. The transcript is spliced from 4 exons. Gene Ontology annotation, biological process: transmembrane transport. Gene Ontology annotation, cellular component: plasma membrane. Lineage: Eukaryota; Fungi; Ascomycota; Sordariomycetes; Cephalothecales; Cephalothecaceae.
AUGCUAGAGGAGGUCCCACUCAAAGGGUCGACGGCAGAUGAGCAUGAUCCAGAGUCGUGUCAAGAUUCGGCCAAAGACUUGGGCAAGACUGCGGAAGACACGGCGGCGCAAGGGAUGCAGGGAGGAGAGAAAGACACCCACAUCGUGGCCUGGGAUGGGCCGGACGACCCCAAAAACCCUCGCAACUGGUCCAAGGCGUUCCGGAUGACACAUGUUCUCCUCGUCAGCGCCUUCACCCUGUACUCCAACCUUGCGGCAACCAUGUUCGCACCAGGAGCAGCGUUCCUGAUCGAGGAAUUCCACGUCACCAGCUCCAUCGUGGGGACCAUGACCGUUACCAUCUACCUACUCGGCUUUUCGUUCGGGCCCCUCAUCCUCGCGCCCAUGUCGGAGCUGUACGGCCGCCUCCCCAUCUACCACCUGGCCAACCUCGUCUACAUCGGCUUUACCAUCGGGUGUGCCCUGAGCACGAACAUCACCAUGUUUCUCGUCUUCCGCUUCUUCUGCGGAUCCGCCGCCUCGGCCCCCCUGACGAUCGGCGCCGGAACCGUGGCGGAUGUAAUCCCUGCCAGGGACCGAGGAAAGGCCAUGGCUAUCUAUGGGACGGGGCCUCUCCUAGGACCAGUUGUUGGUCCCAUCGUCGGUGGCUUCGUUGCCGAGUACAUCGGCUGGCGGUGGACGUUCUGGAUCAUUUGCAUCAUGGCUUGUGUCUUUUCCCUCAUCGCCGUCUUCGUUAUGCGUGAGACCAACGAGGAAGUACUGCUCAGCAAGAAAGCAGCCCGCCUCAGAAAAGCCACGGGAGAGGACUUCCGUGCCCGAACAGACAAGGGCCUCACAUCUCGCCAGCUCCUCGGCAGGGCCAUCAUACGCCCUGCCAAGAUGCUCAUCUUCUCGCCCAUCGUCUUCCUGCUAUCCCUCUACGGCGCCUUCGUGUUCGGGCUCAUCUUCCUCCUCUUCGCCACGUUCCCGGACGUCUUCGAGGAGACGUACGGCUUCGGCCCCGGCGUCUCCGGCCUGGCGUACUUGGGCCUGGGCAUCGGCAUGAUCGUCGGCCUCGUGCUCUUCGGCCUGCUGAGCGACAAGAUGAUGAACAAGAAGCGCGGCGGCAACGACGACAACGAUGGCGCCGCCCCCCGCCCCGAGAUGCGCCUCCCGCUGAUGAUUUGGGUGCCUCCGAUCAUUCCCGUCGGCUUCUUCUGGUAUGGCUGGUCAGCCCAGGCGCACACGCACUGGAUCGUCCCGAUCCUCGGCACCUCUCUCAUCGGCCUGGGCUCGUUCUUCAUCGUGAUGCCUGCCCAGACGUACUUUGUCGACAUCUUCGGCGCGCAGGGCGCGGCCUCGGCCCUCGCGGCGAAUAGCGUGGUGAGGAACAUCUCGGGCGCCUUCUUGGGCCUCGCUGCGCCGCCUCUCUAUGCGAAUCUGGGGCUUGGUUGGGGGAACAGUCUUUUGGGAUUCUUGUGCCUCGCGUUCGUCCCCAUACCAUUUCUGUUCUAUCGGUAUGGAGAAUGGCUGAGGGUGCGGUUCGCUGUUGAGCUUUGA